Messenger RNA from Anopheles maculipalpis, 1112 nucleotides. RefSeq names its product CCR4-NOT transcription complex subunit 7 (gene Pop2). Gene Ontology annotation, molecular function: nucleic acid binding; poly(A)-specific ribonuclease activity. The transcript is spliced from 3 exons. Lineage: Eukaryota; Metazoa; Arthropoda; Insecta; Diptera; Culicidae. Gene Ontology annotation, cellular component: CCR4-NOT core complex; CCR4-NOT complex; P-body. Bases 30 to 1112 code for a protein of 360 amino acids. The record is from RefSeq and is a predicted model, not a curated record.
CUACUUGAGCUGAGGGACUCAUAAAGGCAAUGCCAUCAGCGGUUAGUGGCGGCGGAGGUCACGGCGGCGGUGGUGGUGGAGGUGGUGGAGGCAACAUGAAUCCGCAGACAAACGAAGAGUGUGGCAUACGGGACGUGUGGCGCCACAAUCUCGACGAGGAGUUUCGCACUAUACGGCUGAUCGUGCAAAAGUAUCACUAUGUAGCGAUGGACACGGAGUUCCCGGGUGUGGUCGCACGACCUGUCGGUGAGUUCCGCUCAUCAGCCGACUACCAGUACCAGAGCUUGCGGUGCAACGUGGAUCUGCUGCGCAUCAUACAGCUUGGUUUGACGUUUAUGGACGAUGAUGGCCGCACGCCGGCCGGCUUUUCCACGUGGCAGUUUAACUUCAAGUUCAACCUGAACGAGGAUAUGUACGCACAGGAUUCGAUCGAUUUGCUGCUGAACUCAGGCAUACAGUUUAAAAAGCACGAGGAAGACGGUAUCGAUCCGUUGGACUUUGCCGAACUGCUCAUGACGUCCGGUAUCGUGCUGAUGGACAAUAUCAAGUGGCUGAGUUUUCACUCCGGUUACGACUUUGCCUACCUGCUGAAGUUGCUGACCGAUCAGAAUUUACCGGCCGAGGAAGGUGACUUUUUCGAACUGCUGCGAAUCUACUUCCCAAGCAUCUACGACGUGAAGUAUCUGAUGAAGUCCUGCAAAAAUCUCAAGGGUGGCUUGCAGGAGGUUGCGGACCAGCUGGAGUUACGGCGGGUCGGUCCACAGCAUCAGGCUGGGUCGGAUUCGCUGCUUACCGGGAUGGCGUUCUUCAAGAUGCGAGAGAUGUUCUUUGAGGACAAUAUUGACAAUGCCAAGUAUUGUGGUCAUCUGUACGGGCUAGGGACAUCCUUCGUCGCGAAUGGCAACAAUACAACGACUGGCGGUGCUGGCGGUGGAAGCGUCGGUGGGGCCGGUGGUGGUGGUACUGGCGGUAGUGGCGCUACUACUGGCACUGGCGGUACUGGUGGUGUUACCUCGUCCGGAACCGGUGGCAACACGGGCAACAGCAACACGACCGGUGGGAACAGCGCCAACAGCAACAGCAACAACAACAACAGCAAUAGUACGAAUUAA